Apis mellifera (honey bee) is the source of this 842-nucleotide messenger RNA. Its product is annotated as 60S ribosome subunit biogenesis protein NIP7 homolog. Gene Ontology annotation, biological process: ribosomal large subunit biogenesis; ribosome assembly. Gene Ontology annotation, molecular function: RNA binding. NCBI's taxonomy places the organism in Eukaryota, Metazoa, Arthropoda, Insecta, Hymenoptera, Apidae. The transcript has 4 exons. The record is from RefSeq and is a predicted model, not a curated record. Gene Ontology annotation, cellular component: nucleolus; preribosome, large subunit precursor; nucleus. The coding region runs from base 236 to 778 and encodes 180 amino acids.
UUUUAUGGAAUUUUUAAAGUUAUUUUAAAGAAUAGUUACUGUUAUUUUUACUCUAUAUUAAUAAAUAUAUAUAAAAUAUAAUAUAUAAACAAUAUAUAUGAAAAAGAGAAAAAUGUGACGAAAAAUAAUAAAAAAUUAUUGUUGAAAUUAUUUUAGAUAAUUUUAACAUUUGACAAAAAAAGUUUACCAUUUAUCUCUACAUUGCGUAAAAGUUUGUACAUGUACUUUAUAAAAAAUGAAACAUUUAACUGAAGAAAAAACAAAACUUGUUUUAGAAAAAUUAACAAAAUAUAUUGGAAGCAAUGUAAAAUUAUUACUUGAUCGACCAGAUGGUGUUUAUUGUUUUCGAGAAAAGAAAGGCAGAGUAUAUUAUGUUUCUGAAAAAAUUUUAUCAUUAACAAGUAUGGUAAAUCCAGAACGAUUAACAAGUAUUGGCACAUGUUUUGGAAAAUUUACGAAAUCUGAAAAAUUUAGAUUACAUAUUACUGCAUUAUAUCAUUUGGCUCCUUAUGCACAAUAUAAAAUUUGGUUGAAACCAUCAGCUGAACAACAAUUUUUAUAUGGACAUCAUAUUUCUAAAUCUGGUUUAAAUCGAAUUACAGAAAAUACACCUCAAUAUCAAGGAGUUGUUAUUUUUUCCACAAAUGAUAUACCAUUAGGUUUUGGUGUCACAGCUAAAAGUACAAUAGAUUGCAAAUAUGCAGAUCCAAUGGCAACAAUAUGUUUUCAUCAAGCUGAUAUAGGAGAAUAUAUUCGAUCAGAAGAAUCUUUAAUGUAAAAAUCUUAUAAAAAUAUUUAUCAUAUUUAUUUUCUAAUAUUAAAUAAAUAUGUAUAUUUAAAGA